CGUGCGUGCGUGUUUGUGUUUUAACACUUCCUGGUUCGCCACUCUUCCGAUCUUAACUUCACUGUGAAUCCAGUAUCUGUACGUUUCUCCAAUUUGAGAAAAACAUGCUUGCAAAUGCUGGUUAACCGUACGGGACCUUUAACCCGCUAGUUAGUGUGUCUUGACUAGCAGCGCCUCAGUGGUGAGUUAGCCGACUGCUAGCCGGAGGAGCACUGAAAGCACAGGUAUGUGGGCUUCCUGUUGUAACGGGCUGUGUAUGGACUCGGCUGAUGUUGAACAGGCCGGUGAAAGUGAGUGGCGGCGCAAUCAAUCCUACACCAACUCUGCCUUCAACAGGCAGCCCUCUUCUCCACCUGAACAUUCCUGUAAGACCUGUGGGGGGUGCCUCGACACACCUGCCAAGAAGCAUGUGUGUGUGGAUUGUAAGAAGAACUUCUGCAGUCGCUGCUCUGCCCAGCUCGAGCUCCGGCCCCGCCUCUGCCACACCUGUCAGCGUUUCUAUGGCAACCUGUUGGAGCGAGCAGAGCUCAUGAAGCUCAAAGUAAAGGAGCUAAGAGACUACUUGCAUCUGCAUGAGGUCUCCACCCACCUGUGUAGGGAGAAGGAGGAGUUGGUGGAGCUGGUCAUUAGUCAGCAGUCAUCACCAUCCAGUGAAUCCCCCCCGGACACUCUGACCUCUGACCUUCCGACAGUGACCACUGAUCAACCGGACAUCUCCACCUUGAACCCUGACCCACCUACACCCACCUUGAAUUUGACCUCUGACCCUCCACCUACACAGCCUGACUCCCUGCCCCCUCCCUCAGAGACAACUCCCUCAGAGACCCCUGCUAGUGAGCAGGAUGCUCAGGAAGAUGACCAGGCCUCAGACAGUGAGGAGCUCUCUGUACCAGGUCGCAGGGCAUCUUUGUCUGACCUGAGCUGCAUGGACGACAUUGAGGCGCUCAGCGUCCGUCAGCUGAAGGAAAUCCUUGCUAGGAACUUUGUGAACUACAAGGGCUGCUGUGAGAAGUGGGAGCUGAUGGAGCGAGUGACCCGGUUAUACCAGGAUCACCUGAACCUUCGGGCUGCAAAUGCCAUCAACACCUCAGAGUCCGGUGGGGGAAGCAGUGAUGCCCCAAGCCCAGAAGAAAACCUCUGUAAGAUUUGUAUGGACUCCCCAAUUGACUGUGUUCUGCUGGAAUGUGGUCACAUGAUCACCUGCACCAAGUGCGGAAAGAGGAUGAGCGAAUGUCCCAUCUGCCGCCAGUAUGUUGUCCGAGCUGUCCAUGUCUUCAGGUCCUGAACACAGGUAAAACAGAGCCAGUGUUUAUCUGAGCAGCUGGUUAUUUACUGUUCACAAAGAAGACGCAUUACUAGUCUCUCCGUCUGUCUGUAGGACAAGAAACUUGUCUUCUUGAAGGGAUCGUCUACAAACAGAAGCUUUUAUUUUGGGAUUUGUAUUUUUGUAGUGUAAAUAUGUAGAAGAAGUGACCUCAUGUGACCUGCUGGUCGGACACAGACGUGGAUGAUCUCAUCUACUAAUCAAAAACCAGGAAAAGUCAGAACCAAAGAGUAAAAUGGCUUUCCCUUUUGAAGGUGUUUGGGGUAGUCUAAACAAUACAGAGUGUGCAGGUGAAAGAGUGCAUAAAUGUCACUGACUCAGCAAACACAUCGCUGACUCAGGAGGACCCCCCACUCAAAUAAAGCCUCAGGUGACCGCAAUGCAGCCUUUCAACCCCACCUCAGAUGUGUUCCUGCGGACAAACCUGUUCCUCCAUCAAGUUUCCAUCAAGGAUUAUGUAGACCAGUUUCUACUCACAUCUUCUAUUAAAAUGAAACAGUUUUUUCAGGGAUCUGUGGGAAUUUUGUGUUUAUUUUAGUCAGAGUUCUUGCAGGGCAAUAACAAUUAAACUUUAACUUUUAAACGGAUGUUAUUCUUAAUGGGCAGUACAACGCUUUUCCAGGAAACAACACUAUAUGGCUCCAAUUUAAAAGACAACUAGAAGAAGUAAAUCAGAGCUGAGAGCAAAGGAUUACCCGUCAUGUUGAACUAAAGAUCUAUAGAAACAGCAGGGGCCCCAGUGCGCUUCCCUAUGGGAAUCCACCAGCAGAACAUAAACAUCAGCACUGGUGCUCUUUUGAUCUGAAGUUGCCUUUGUGUCUAGUAUUUGCACUAAUCUGCUAAGUUUAAGUUUCUCUAGGUUUUUACCGAUUUGUUGUGGUCAAAGUUUUACUGAUUUGUUGAGGUUGAAGAAAAAUGACACAGGACGUAUGUGUUGUUUGUGUGUGUGUGUGUGUGUGUGUGUGUGCGGUUAUUCCUUAACUCUGUAUGCUGUGUAUGUGUUUGGUUCCUUUCCAACCCUUGGCUACAUUCAGAUUACCUUCGACAUUGUUCAAAUCGGAUUUAUUGCAGAUCAGAUUUGACAGUUCAUAUUCAUAAUUAUGAUACAAUUGUCUUGUAUGCGAAUGCAACUGCCCUCUUGAACUGCACACGCAUCAUCGUCAACAGACAAUGGGAUUUUUGUGUCCAUUUGAUAUUUGAGCAGCAAGAGCUGUUGGUGCCAGUCAGAGACGACAAUUCUCAGCACAUUUAUACAGGCAAAAAGGCACAUGAAUUCUGAUAUGACCAUUUUUAUUUGUCGCAUGGCCACAUACUGUAUAGAUGUCUGAUCUAGAAUGAUAUACUGAAUACAAAUUAAAGUCAGACACCAGGGGGAAAAAAACAGAUGGGAAUCAUUUCAACCUGGUAACUUGAAUGUAGCCUUUGAUCUGUGACUUUGUGCCUUUUAGUUGUAAGACAGGACAAUUGUAACAUAACAGUAUGAUCUGUUUCCUCUUUCCUCACUCAUGUAGAGGUCCCAGCCUUUUUAUGUCAACAUUUUGAGCCUGGCUUUGUUCAUUGUUCACAUUUAUGUACCGGAAAUAAUUAGAAGAUGUUCAAAAUACAAUUUUAAAUGUUGAUUUUUGGAAAAUUAAAUUGUGUUUGACAGUUUAUAAACUGAGAAAGUUGACCUGAAGUAACUGAUUCAUUAAAAUGCACUUUUCUUUGUUCA
This is a messenger RNA of Solea senegalensis (Senegalese sole), 3035 nucleotides long. RefSeq names its product ring finger and FYVE-like domain containing E3 ubiquitin protein ligase (gene rffl). Bases 227 to 1285 code for a protein of 352 amino acids. Gene Ontology annotation, cellular component: cytoplasm; plasma membrane. NCBI's taxonomy places the organism in Eukaryota, Metazoa, Chordata, Actinopteri, Pleuronectiformes, Soleidae. The transcript has 7 exons. Gene Ontology annotation, biological process: proteasome-mediated ubiquitin-dependent protein catabolic process; protein K48-linked ubiquitination; negative regulation of extrinsic apoptotic signaling pathway via death domain receptors. Gene Ontology annotation, molecular function: ubiquitin protein ligase activity. The record is from RefSeq and is a predicted model, not a curated record.